CAGNUCUCUCGUCCUGGUUCUCUCCGUCCUAGGACAUGCAUUGGGAAAUAUCAACGAGGGUUUACUCAACUCUGCAGAUGGGGAGGUAGCUAUGAAGAACCUGGAGGCUGCCCAGGUUAAAAUGGAGGAGAAAUUAAACUCUAUGUCAAGCUUUAUUGACCAGGAACUCGAGAAAUCUAAAGAUAGUCCGAUUGCUAGCCAAUACUCCAGGAAGAAGAGAGCAACAGGUGAAAACCCGCUGCUUGCAAUUAAUGAGGGAACCAUCAAGGAGAUAAUCAACUCUAUGCAGAACCUUAACACAGCAUUUGACGAACUUCAGAAAGCUUAUGAAACAUUUAAGAAUGAGCGUGAUGUAAAUGGCGGUGGUGAUUCAACAGGACCAGAUUCAGAAGGUGGAGAAAAAAGUGCAGAUUCUAAUAGAAGUAUUAUUGAUCCACCAGAAUUUGUUGAAGCAGGUGGGGAUGAAGAAGGUGCUGGUGGUGAUGCAGGGUCUGGUGGCGAUGGUGCAGGAGCUGGUGGCGAUGGUGCAGGAGCUGGUGGCGAUGAUGCAGGAGCUGGUGGUGAUGGUGCAGGAGCUGGUGGUGGCGAGGCAGAAGCUGGUGGUGAUGAUGCAGGAGCAGGUGGUGAUGCAGGAGCUGGUGGUGAUGCAGGAGCUGGUGGUGAUGAUGCAGAAGCUGGUGGUGAUAAUGCAGGAGCUGGUGUUGAUGCAGAAGCUGGUAGUGAUAAUGCAGGAGCUGGUGGUGAAGCAGAAGCUGGUGGUGAUGAAGCGGGAGCUGGUAGUGAUGAUGCAGGAGCUGAAGGUGCUGAUGCUGGUGCUGGUGGUGAUGCUGGCGCAGAUGGUGAAGGAGGUGAUGGUGCGGGAGAUGGUGGUGCUGAUGGAGAAGGAGAUGUAGAGGCGAAUAGUGAUGGCGAGGCUGGAAAAGGUGGGAAGGGAAAGGGAAAGGGAAAGGGAAAAGGAAAGGGAUCUGACUACUCUGGUGAUGCAGAAGAACCUAAAGGGAAGAAAGGAAGAAAGGGUAAAAAAGGAGGAAAGAAAGGAGGAGGAAAGAAGAAUAAGACGUAAACUAACUAAUUACAUUGCUUGAACUUCGAGAAUGGGAAUAACUCACAGUUUAAAAAAGAUUUUUGUACUUUUUAUAUAAACAUGAUUAAAAUAUGAUUUAUACUUAA
Messenger RNA from Eurytemora carolleeae, 1170 nucleotides. RefSeq names its product glycine-rich cell wall structural protein 1.0. The record is from RefSeq and is a predicted model, not a curated record. The transcript has 4 exons. Bases 92 to 1063 code for a protein of 323 amino acids. Lineage: Eukaryota; Metazoa; Arthropoda; Copepoda; Calanoida; Temoridae.